Molecule: messenger RNA, 6203 nt
Organism: Thamnophis sirtalis
Lineage: Eukaryota; Metazoa; Chordata; Lepidosauria; Squamata; Natricidae
Gene: SLC6A17
Product: solute carrier family 6 member 17
Biological process (GO): L-leucine transport; glycine transport; alanine transport
Cellular component (GO): synaptic vesicle; plasma membrane
Source: RefSeq, a predicted model, not a curated record
UUUUGGGGAAUAGUGCCUCAGCGCUCCCGCCCUUUUUAUUUCUUUAUUUUGGCGCUCCGUCCCAUAAGGGCGCCUGGCUGAUGUUGCCAAGAAAAGCCCCGCGCUGAGCCCACUGACGCGCAUCGCUAAGUGACUCAAACCUACGUCACCCCCGCCCAGGCAAAAGACGCGGAGCCCUCCCUGGGUGAAGAAAGCCUCUCCGAAGCGCUCACGACCCAGGCGCUCCAGGCUUCGGUUCCCAGCCUAGACAGCCACCGAGAAAGACAGAACCGGGCCGGCUGCUCCGCCGCUCACCGCUACCAGAAAGGGCUUUGCUGAACCUGCGAGAACCGCACAAGCGGCCCGAAGGACGCGAGCGGGGAGCCACCAGAGGAGAAGGGAAAGGGUCGGGCAAACGCGGCGCGGUGCGGUGCGCAGACCUGAGCAGCUGAUGCGCGCGUCAGAGCCCGGAGCCUUGACGCCGCUCGCUUUCCAAGCCCCAACUCCGCUCCGUUCCCGGGCCAGUCGCUAAGCAGGUGCUCGGCUGAGGGGCUCAUCUCCUUCUUCCCUCCCUCGCUUCUGGGCGUUUAUUUUGUUUUUUUCGUCGCGGAGAAGUUCGUUGUGGCACAGGGGGCGACGGACGGAAACGCGGACAAGCAGCUAUCCUUUACCGAGGGAAACGGGCAUCUCGUGCCUUCGCCUCUCCCCAGGUUCUCAACAAAUUCCCCAAACUGGUGUCCAUCAGAUAUGCCAAGACUACAUCCCUCUAGUUCCAGAUCAACAUAAUUGUGAACCAUACUAGCUGGGAAUUCUGAAGGUUAUAUUUCCACCAUCAGUCUCUCACAAACGACUCACAUCUGACGUGUUAUCUGCAAAGCCAGCCCUUGCCCUUUUAAAGUUUGAUUCCACCUGGCCUUGGAAUAAAUCCGUACUUAAUCUAUAAGUGGCUACACCAGACCAUCUCAAUGCCUAAGAGCAGCAAAGUAACUCAGCGAGAACAGAGCAAUGAGCCUGUCACAGAGUCAGUGGCUGAUCUACUGGCUCUGGAGGAACCUGUGGACUACAGACACAGUGUCUUAAAUGUGGCUUCAGAAAACUGGAACAAACAGCAGGUCGGGGAAGAAGCAGAGGAUGACAGACCGGCAUGGAACAACAAGCUACAGUACAUUUUGGCUCAAAUAGGCUACUCUGUGGGCCUGGGGAAUGUGUGGCGGUUUCCAUAUUUGUGCCAAAAGAAUGGUGGAGGUGCUUAUCUAGUCCCCUAUUUCAUUCUGCUCAUCCUUAUUGGACUCCCUCUGUUUUUCCUGGAACUGGCCGUAGGACAGAGAAUCCGCCGGGGCAGCAUAGGAGUGUGGAAUUACGUUUGCCCUCGAUUAGGUGGCAUUGGAUUUGCCAGCCUCUUAGUCUCCUUGUUUGUUGGACUCUAUUAUAAUGUGAUCAUUGGAUGGAGCAUCUUCUACUUUUUCAAAUCCUUCCAGUAUCCUUUACCUUGGAGCGAAUGUCCUAUUUUUAAAAAUGGCUCAGUGGCAAUCAUAGAACCGGAAUGUGACAAAAGCUCUGCAACCACUUUUUUCUGGUAUCGUGAUGCCCUGGACAUUUCCAGCUCCAUUUCAGAGAGUGGUGGACUUAACUGGAGAAUGACCUUAUGCCUGCUGACAGCUUGGUUCAUUGUAGGCUUAGCUAUGAUCAAAGGAAUCCAAUCCUCAGGAAAAGUGAUGUAUUUCAGUUCUCUCUUUCCAUAUGUGGUAUUGAUCUGCUUCCUGAUCCGGGGUUUGCUUUUGAGAGGGGCAGUAGAUGGGAUUCUACAUAUGUUCACUCCUAAGCUUGAUAAAAUGUUGGAUCUCCAAGUAUGGCGAGAAGCUGCCACUCAGGUCUUCUUUGCCCUUGGUCUUGGUUUUGGUGGAGUUAUUGCCUUUUCCAGUUACAACAAGCAAGAUAAUAACUGCCACUUUGACGCAGCCCUUGUCUCCUUUAUCAAUUUCUUCACUUCCAUCUUGGCCACAUUGGUUGUUUUUGCUGUGCUGGGCUUCAAAGCCAAUGUCAUGAAUGAAAAGUGUGUGGUUGAAAAUGCUGAGAAGAUCCUGGGUUAUCUGAACACAGAUAUCCUCAGCCAUGCCCUGAUACCACCCCAAGUGAACUUCUCCCAUCUCACAGCCAAGGAUUACACUGAAAUGUAUGCUGUGAUAAAGACAGUGAAGAAGGAUCAAUUUGAGAAUCUGGGGUUGGAUCCUUGCCUUCUGGAAGACGAGCUUAACAAGUCAGUGCAGGGAACUGGCCUCGCAUUCAUAGCUUUCACAGAAGCAAUGACCCACUUCCCAGCUUCUCCUUUCUGGUCAGUGAUGUUCUUCCUGAUGCUGAUAAACCUGGGUUUGGGGAGCAUGAUUGGGACCAUGGCUGGCAUCACCACACCCAUCAUUGACAUGUUCAAAGUGCGCAAAGAAGCAUUAACAGUUGGCUGUUGCAUUUUUGCUUUCCUGGUGGGUCUGAUCUUUGUGCAACGCUCAGGCAACUAUUUCGUCACCAUGUUUGAUGAUUAUUCUGCAACGCUGCCACUCACUCUCGUGGUAAUCCUGGAGAACAUUACUGUGGCUUGGAUUUACGGUACCAAGAAAUUCAUGCAGGAAUUAACAGAAAUGCUGGGUUUCCGGCCUUCCAGCUACUAUUUUUAUACAUGGAAGUAUAUUUCACCCAUCUGUAUGGCUGGCUUGAUGACGGCCAGUAUAAUUCAGCUAGCAGUCAAUCCACCAGGUUAUAGUGCCUGGAUAAGAGAAGAGGCAACGGAGAAGUUUCUCUAUUACCCCAAAUGGGCAAUGGGCAUACUUGUGUCUCUGAUCAUCUUGGCCACCCUUCCUCUGCCUGUCAUCUUUAUCCUCCGCCAAUUCCAUCUGCUGUCAGAUGGUUCUAAUGCUUUGUCAGUCACAUACAAAAAGGGGCGUAUGAUGAAGGACAUAUCCAACUUAGAAGACAAUGAUGAGACCCGUUUCAUCUUGAGCAAAGUUCCCAGUGAAACCCCUUCUCCAAUGCCUGCACAUCGCUCUUACCUGGGCCCUGGGAGCACGUCCCCAAUGGAAAUGAGUAAUGUUGCCAAUGGACGCUACAGCAGUGGGUACCUCAUGGAUACCACUCCUGAAUCUGAACUGUGACCAUCAACCAGUAGCCUUCCCCUACUUCCUGGGUGAAAGAGAAGAUAGUCCUGAAGGAGGACAACUGUUCUUUUUUUAAAAAAAAGCUUCCCAUCAUGCAUAGCAACCAGAGGUAGAUGAUAUCAAGUGUAAAAGGUUGAGAAGGAAAGUUGCUUUCCUUCUGGUGCUCUUCAAAUGAAAUACCAUAAUUUUCCUCAGUGAAUAAGAGGACAUUGCAAUAAAUCUUAUGGGCAAAGGGGAAAUUUUAGCUAAUUGGUAUUGAAAAACAUAGAUAACCUGUUUCAAGAAAUCUAAGAUUGGGGGAGAGAGAUGGAAUAAGGAAACAGCCAAAGCAAAAACAAGAAGCAGCUGGUUCCCUGACUCUCUCUUUCUCUUUCUCCAUCCCUUACUUUUAGUUAGGAGAAGAAGCUUUUGUCCCAUUUGCUAAAUAACGACCACUAUUCAUAGCACAAGAUUUUAAAAGCCCUAUAUGUAUUCUACCAGGACCAUAUCCAAGUUGCACAAUCUUAGUGAAGAGUUCUUACAAUUCUUCAAUAAGAUACAUUUUGUGUACAAAACACAUUAGAAUGCUUGUUGUUGCAUUAUGUGAGAUUGGUGAUGUUAUUGCUGAAGGUGGAUAAAAAAAAACCCUGAAAGGUGUUUGUUUCAGUGAAGCUGGCCGUGGUAUGCAUGCUGCUGAAACUCACAGUGUUCCUCUAUCACAAAUUUAGGUUUGUGCCACGUGUGUCAGUCAGAACCAAGACGUAGUUCUAUCAGUGUAGUUUUCUAGAAUUCCUGAUGUCAUUCGUGACAUUAUUCACAGAACUCUAAUUAAAUGCUGACAUUAAUUUUUUUAUGAAAUAUAGGGCAUAGUAAGAACUAUUUUAGUAGCAGCUCUUUUCUACAAUAGAGAUGGAGAGAAUCAGUAGCUCUCCAGGCUGUUAGAUUUCAUUGGCAUCAGCUAGGAAGGCUAAUGAUAAGGAAUGCAGGGAACUGCAGUGCAACAACAUCUGAAGGGCUUCAGGUUCUCUACUCCUGUUACGUGGGCACACACUAAAUACAUGGAAGCAUCUUCCUAUAUUAUAAUUUGGAAAGGAAUGACAAGCACAUUAAAAACAUUGAUAGCACAUUUCCUUCAACAUAGCACAUGUGAAUUAUGUCCCCCAGCCAGGAUUAGUAUGGUGGGAUUAUCAAACUUUCUAAACAAUGUUUUAUAUUUUAUACCUAAGAUAAUUUAAACAUUUUCUUCAAACUGUUACCUCUGUUUUCUUUAACUGCAGUGAGAAAAAUAACUGCACAUAUAUCAAUCAUGUAUCAGAUAUUGAUGGAAUUGAUAAGAUCGCUAAAGUAAAGAGUUCUUGCCUCCCACUUAGUCACAUUCAGUUAGUGAUUCAAGCAAUGCUAAUUUUUAAAACCAAUUUUAAAACAUUCUCCUCCUCCAAAAUUUUACAAUUUAUAUGAGAUAGUUUAACCAUUAUAAGUCUUUACAAAGUUGUUCAGGUGAACCAUAUAAUUAAUGAACAUUUUAAACAUAUCCACCUGGAUCCUCCUUCCUCCUUUCCUUUUCCUUUUCUCCUUCUCUAGUUUUGAAAUGUAAAUAUUCCCCUGAUUGCAACAUGUGGACUGAAGUCUGAUUUUUUAAAGUAGAAAAUAAUACAUAUUGGGAGGAGCUCUAAAUUAUUUGCAGAAGAUGCUUCAAGAGUUCAUGUGCAGAGAGUUGACAAGAGAGUUAACAAGAUGCCUGCAAUUAUGGUAUAAAAGAUUUAUAGAGGCCACUUUAAAUGUGAUUAUUGGGAUUGGUCUCUAUGGCCAGUUGUUUAUUAAUUUCUGAGACUAAUGUUAUGCACAAUUCUCUAGGUAAACAAAAACAACAAAAAAGAAAAAUAUUACGUUUUGAACAUUAUUGAGUGCCUGAAUCUGCUGGAGUAUUAAUCACCAAUAAUACCUUUAAAGUUGUGUCUGGGGCAUUAUGAAAAAUUAAAUAGGUAAUUAGUCAGUGAUAGUACUUAUGAUAUUUUCAGAGUGUUGUUCCCUGAUACCAUCAGUUAAGGCUGAUUUUUAUCCUGCUUUGAAUAUACAACAUAUUUUAACUUUACAAGUCUUUUCUAAGUGGUGGAAUAGAGAAAUAAGGUUUGAAUUUGUGUUCAGCAUAAAUCAGCAAUUAAACAGAAGCCAAGAUCUGGUGUCCUAACUCCACCUCAUUCUAUUCAUUGGGCUUCUGGAGCACAAUGUGGCCCAACACUGAACAGUAUAUCACAAUGCAUUAAAUUAAUGUCAGGAACUCCAAUUAUCCAGGAUAUACACUCAUUAUGCAAUAGUGAAAAACAACUAGUUUAUUCCUAUAGAGGCAAUGAAGUGUCAGUGGGAAAAUGUCAAGAUGUCAAGAAAAUGAUGAAGAAUGUCCUACUUUCCAGAGACUUAGCAUUUUUACAGUAAGAGCCUUUCUAGAAUGUUUCCUCAUGAUUUGGUUUGCCUGUACCGCUGCAUUUAAAGAGGUCACAAUUUUUUAAUUCAUUUCAGCAGACAAUGGAUUCUCUUUUUGUUCUUGGGGUUCAGAUUUGACUUCAGACUACUCAGGUAACCUGGAGGAUUAUGCAUAAUUAUACUUCAAUUUCUCCUUUUCCACAUGAUAUUAUUUAAGUAAGCCUGCAAUAUAUUACAAUCUGAAUAGACAAUGGAGGUAGCUCAUAUUUCAGUCCGUUUCUGGCUUUUUUUAGUCCAGUCAUAAAGUAUCACAUUACUUUAUUUUAUCUGAGUCCUGUAAAAGCAAAUAUUUUGCAAAAAGAAAAAGAAAAGAAGCCAUUUUCUGUGAUAGCUCUACAUGUUUCCUAGUCAGGAAUAAAUCUUUUGGAUAUGAGUCAAUAUAAUUCCACUGGAAUCAAUUAAAUUAAAUGAUGGCUAUUGGAAAUCUGGUCCAGCUGCUACAGAUGACAGGAUUAUAGAAUUAGGAUAGAGUUCAAAAAUAAGAGCCUUUGAGAUCAGGUGACCAUUAAGUCUGAUCAAUGCUCAGUAUCGGCAUUCUGGCUAGGGCUGAUGGGAAUUGGAGUUUACAAAUAUCUGAAGAUUUUUUUAUAUAUAUAUAUAGGAAACCUCGUACCUCAG